UUCUUUCGAUAAUCUGCUUCAAACUGAGAGAACACCGAACUGGGAAACUUGUUGUAUACUUUCCCCCCCGUUGUUUUUCUUCUUUCACGUCUCUGCCACGAUUAUUUCGCACCGUUUGUAAUAUAUGUUUUUAUCAGUGUCGGAAGUCUCGAGUACGAUAGUACCUUUGUAAAAUACUGAACGUGGUAACUGGCACGCUUUUCAUUCGAAUCGUAUUGAUAAACGGCGGAAGGAUUGAUUCAACAGUAUUUCUGUAAACGCAUUUUUAACGGCGUCCUGUUCUACGUUUACGUUCAAAUCGAAAUCUAUACAUUUAUUUUCAUUUUUUUCCCUUCACCUUGAUCAUGAUUCUCUUGCCACCUGCCAGUAUCUAUGUACAAUUUAUUAUUUGUUGUAGAAAUACACCUAGAGUCUAUUAUUGUUCGUGAUUGCGUUUUAGAUGUGACACUGUCGCCAAUAUCCUCUUGUUUUAGUUUGGUGUAGGCAGUCUUGAUAUUUAGUAAUCGUCAUGUUCUUUUGAAGCAACCAGGUUAAACAAUGUAGGAAGAUAUUCUACCUUGCUUAAUUCUACAAGUUCCAUGGAAAAUUAUAACGAUCGGUUGCUAAAUGCAAGCAUAUUUAUAGCAUUUGUUCGUACGUUGUGAUGUGUAGUGUGUUCAGACCCAACCAAGAUUGAUUUGUGUGUAUUGUACACGUUAGUAGUUACGUGGAACUGGUGAUUGCCAUGGUGAUACUAAUGCCGAACUAUAAUCUAGUGGCAAAUUAUCGAACAGAAAAAAGAAAGGCUCGAUGAAAUGGAUAAUAUAAGGCACACAUGCUCUGGGAAUUGAUGGGUGUAUGCUUUUCCUGCAGGAGACCUACAGGCAGCAGGCUAAAUAAUAAAAUCUCAGAGCAUAUCUCAGCACCAGUAACAUCCCUCCAUGUUUGUCUGGAGGAACAAAGAGGACCAGAACUGGGCUCUUGUGACGCCUCGGCUCGUAAGCCACAGGCUAAAAAAUUAUUUGAAAAGCAGGAAGUACAAAAAAGGUGUAGUGAAGAAGAAGCGGAGACUGAAUUCUUUAGACUCGAGGCAGAAGAUUUGAAACAGAGUCAUUCGAGCAUGGCAAAUACUAUUAGUAAUAUGAAGAUGACCAACCGCAUCAAAGGACUUGUCAGCAAACGUCGUAAACGGUUUACAGAGGAUGGUUUUGAUCUUGAUCUCACAUAUAUCAGGGAUAACUUGAUUGCAAUGGGUUUCCCUGCUGAAAAAUUAGAAGGGGUCUAUAGAAAUCACAUCGACGAUGUUGUUAAAUUGCUGGAAUAUAGACACAAAGAUCAUUAUAAAAUUUACAAUCUCUGUUCGGAAAGGUCGUACGACUGUAAGAAGUUCAAACAACGGGUAGCUACUUACGCAUUCGAUGAUCAUAAUCCACCGAUGUUGGAUCAAAUAAAACCGUUCUGCGAAGAUGUGCACCAAUGGCUUUCCGAGCACCAAGAAAACGUAGCUGUAGUUCACUGUAAAGCAGGCAAAGGUCGAACAGGCGUCAUGGUUUGUUGUUACCUUCUUCACACCAAACAAUUUCCCACAGCCACAGAAGCUCUUAAUUAUUAUGGAACUAUAAGGACGCACGAUAGGAAGGGGGUAACGAUACCUUCUCAGAGAAGGUACGUCGAUUAUUAUGCCACUCUUGUUAAGGAGGGAUUGAAUUAUCAACCGGUUAAAUUGUUGUUGCGGAAGAUAGAACUAGAUCCAGCGCCUAUAUUUCACGGAGGUCAGGGAUAUUUGCAUUGCGUAAUAUCCGAGUCGAAGAAGAGGAUAUUUAGUUCUGACAUAGUAGAAGUACGAAAAGGAAUAGCGACUGUCUGUAUCCCCUUGAAGCAUAGCGUCGCGUUGACGGGGGACAUACGAGUAGAUUUUUUUAAUAGGCCAAAAAUGAAGCGAAAGGAGAAAUUGUUUCAUUUCUGGUUCAAUACGUUCUUUGUGCGCGACUGCUUCACACCGGAAUACGAUAACGGAGAGUUACCGAUCGAUCGAUCGACAAGGGCAUUGAGCUGCGACGGUACAACCAUGGAAUUGCCGAUGGUGAUGUCGCAUAUGAAGCCUAGAGCAGGAUCACUGGCUAGCCUCGGACCUAUGCCACCUACGUUGUUUCUGAGCAUAGACAAAUGGGGCUUGGACGACGCACACAAGGACAAACAUCACAAAGCGUACAGUGCGGACUUUAAGGUUAGCUUAUUUAUGCAGCGAGUGGGCGGUAGUAUGUCGCAAACUGUGCCAGCAACGGCAAACAGAACCGGGGAGGGUAUACAAAUAGGGAUGGGAGGACAAGAAACUCCCAGCGAGUCGAGCGAAGCGGACAGCAGUGAAUGCGACACGACCGGGGAUACGACCGGAGAUGAAGAUGGGGAAUCUGGUGAGUCCUCUGCAUCUCUGGUGAUGAAUCACCAUCCCCUUACACAUAGCAGUAGCCGUACACACGUUAGUACCCACCAAAGAGCUAGUCUCAGAGAAACUGCAAAAGGUUUGCUCCCGCGAGGGGAGAAAAGUAGAAGUAGUCACCGACAGAGCACUAGUAACGUCAAAUGUUCUUCGGCACUCGUACGUUCAGCUACUUUAGACACAUAGUGAAUAGCAACUUAUUACGUAUGUAUGUAUGUAUGUAUGUAUGUAUGUAUGUAUGUAUGUAUCUAAGUAUGUAUGUAUGUAUAUAUACACACGUUUCGUUUAAAAGCUUUGUACUUAACAGUUACUUUCAGUUCUCUGAACUGGCAUUCAAGCUUUACCAAGUUCACAACAAACGAUGGAAUCCACUUUGUACUAUUUAGCUUUUUUGUUUAUGCCAGCAUGAAAUGCCAAGUAUACGACCACUUGAUACGCAUCGAUUUUACAUGAAAUCGUUCAGUACACCGAACAACGUUGUAGCCCGUGGAUCGAUACGGAUCGAUGUCGCUCGAGGAACUAGCUCUUUUUCUCAAACGAAAAUCCAGCGUCGAUCGGGGCGAAUCUUUCGGUGGAUGCUUUCGCGUCCCCUUUGACGGGACGGUUUCCGGUCCCGAGAGAUUUCACAAAUUGUAUAUACCGUGGCGCGAGGGACGGCCGAGGACACACGGCUCUCGCCCCACGUUUUCUGUCCAACAGGAAAUUUUUCGAAUACACAUACACGGUCGAGAUCGGGUCGAUUGGUUUUAACUCGAAGGGCGUCGACCUAAAGGCUCGCACACGGCCCACACAUUUUCGUAUUGACGCGUCAUAUCUCGCGAUUAAAGAUUCCAUUCAAUGUUCCGAACGAAACAGACGGCCGAGAACCGCGGUCCAGCCGAGACAUUGCAUGUUUCUUUAGUAGCGUGUGUUGCCAGAAGUUUAUUUAUUCUUUGCUAAACGAUAAGUACGCUAGAAUUCAACUGCUUACGAGUUUCGUACGGAAGUUAAUUCGGGCAACGACUAGACACGUAAUCUUUACUUUUUACGGUUUAUUUACUUCUCGGUAGAAUCUUCCAAGUAUUUCGCAUCGUUGAUCGUUCAGCGUUCAAUUGUCCGUAACCGAGCAGUCGAAAAACGUUGUACACGUUAAACGAUAUUAGAUAAGGGAGUUAUUUAGCAGAGAUCGAGGAUGUAUCGAGUUUUGCGGAAACGCAAUUUUAUACUAUUAAUGACGUACUAUGUACGAGCUAAGUAUUCGGUUUGGAAGUUAUGCGAGCAAACAACCAGUCUGCGGAAACCGACGCGAUCAUUUUUGUUAGAGCUACCGUGCUCGAUCGCGCCAGCGAAUAGAGAAGACAAAACACAAGUCGAGCGUAUGCUAUUAUAUUCCGAUCAUUCAUUCGUUCAUUCGUUCACACGUUCAUUCGUUCAUUUCGGAAACGCCGGAGCUGACUUCCGCGGUUAUUCGACGACGUGUCCACGAACGGUCGUCGUCGACGAACCUUGUGAGAUAAAUAAUGUUCACGUGCGCAGAAAAUUUCAUUGUUCCCCCGAUCGUCCCCACGGAAGUCGCGGUGAAAUAUUAGCAGGCUGUGCAAUUUUCGAAUCUUUUUAUUCCCCGAUGUGUCCGUUCCAUUGUGAUUACUUUCUUUUUGUACGGUCGUCAAAGGUGCAGUUCGUUUCGAAUAAAACUAUCGCGUCGCGAAAAAAAAAGAGAAAGAAAAACAAAUUGUCGAUGAUCGCGAGCGAACACGCAAGCUAGAUCUUUCCCCCCUCGUUAUUCUCUCCAAGUUUCCUCCGUCGGAAUUUUCCUAGAUAAGAACGCGGAAACCGCGCCGACCGACCGAAUUUCCACGGACCGCACGCGCGCGCGCGCGGACGGAGAUCGUCGCCGUAAAAUUCCGUUUUAAAGAAGCGGUCUUAAAACUGACAUUUUUCGGUUCCCAAACGAUCGAAACGCGAUUGUACGCGUGUCGCAGUCCGUGGAAAUCGGUCUCGGAGCGGAUCUCGUCUCGAAGAAGCUUUUCUUUUGUUCAUCGGUUCGCCGUUUCUCCGACAGUAUUUAUUGCGUAUCUUUGCACGCGUGCGACUACCAAAUCUUUCUUUUCUGUACGCGGACAUCGCGUGUCGCGACGAAGUUCUCAUCGCGAUCGGACAGUUGUGUCCGUCUUUCGUAUCACAUAUUCUGUCGCAUCCCCGAGCGAGCACACACCGAUCCGCAUUUUUAUAUUCGCCGUUAUAAAUCCCCCUCCCCCUCCCCACCUAGCUUCACAAAAUUUCCGAAUCUUCGGCGGGGACGUUCCUGCUGUCGGAGGACUUUCAUAGGAUAUUUAAAGAUUAGCGCGAGAGAAGAAUCGGACACGAUGCUUGUCGUUCUUUUUUUCUUUUUUUUUUUGUAAAUACACGGCGAACGUCGAUACCGCGUUAAAACGACUGGAUACGAGUCGUUUAUUUUGAAAGUGGCAUAAGUCACUUUUUCAAAAAAAUCGAGUUAAUGGUAACACUAAUUACAAUUGAACGGUAUCUUUUCAUUUAAAAAAAAAAGUGACUUAUGCUACUUUAAAAAUAAACGGCUCAUAUUAUACCGGUGUCUUGUUUUCGCGCGUACUCGUCGGAAACCGUGUCGCGUGGCUUCAGUUCCGUCUCGAAUCUUUUUACCUUCAUUUUAGAAUCGCGCGUAGCGUUUGUACCACGUGCUCGCAAUAGUUUUCCUCGUUUCCAACGAACAGUGCACGCGUAUGGUGAACCGCAAAACGAGCGUACCCCAACCCUCUCGCCCCCUUUAUCUGGUUGAUGAUAAAGACAAUACGAACCA
Molecule: messenger RNA, 5216 nt
Organism: Megalopta genalis
Lineage: Eukaryota; Metazoa; Arthropoda; Insecta; Hymenoptera; Halictidae
Gene: Pten
Product: phosphatase and tensin-like protein
Biological process (GO): regulation of phosphatidylinositol 3-kinase/protein kinase B signal transduction; protein dephosphorylation; phosphatidylinositol 3-kinase/protein kinase B signal transduction
Cellular component (GO): cell projection; nucleus; plasma membrane
Molecular function (GO): phosphatidylinositol-3,4,5-trisphosphate 3-phosphatase activity; protein tyrosine phosphatase activity
Source: RefSeq, a predicted model, not a curated record